Messenger RNA from Exophiala xenobiotica, 2145 nucleotides. RefSeq lists its product as uncharacterized. The transcript is spliced from 4 exons. Bases 1 to 2145 code for a protein of 714 amino acids. Lineage: Eukaryota; Fungi; Ascomycota; Eurotiomycetes; Chaetothyriales; Herpotrichiellaceae. The record is from RefSeq and is a predicted model, not a curated record.
AUGCCGACGAACAUUACAAAUGUACAGCGGACCAAGAUCAGGCGGAACACGCAUAUUUUGAGGAUGUCUCGAUUGCUGAGCGCCUGCACGCAAUUGGUGGCUCGGCCAUACAAAGAAACAUGGAUGGAGCAGAUCUGGCUCUCACUUCGAGGGAAACCCAAUUCCACGGUCAAGUGGAGGACUCGCCGGUCUGAUUGCCGCAAACUAGGCCGUGUGCUUCUAACGACGAAAGAAGAAGCUGACCGAGUUACGCAGGACCGCGUCCACUCCUCUGAAGUUGGAACGGUGACGCGAAAACGAAAGGCUGAGGCACCUGAGAUCCCAGUCAAGAGGGCCCGGUUGUUCGUGGAACAUGCAACAUCUGAUCUAGAAAACGCUGGGUACGGCAGCUCCUCUGAUGAGAAGACGACAAGUGAUGAGGAUGAUGGGAAGUGGUCUCCAGGAGACGGUGUCUGUCCCUCGACAUCACUUUUCAAUAGGGUCUACCAAUCUGCCUACAACACUUGGUGCUCUGCAGCCUCGAAGACGGCACGAUGCGAUACUAUCAACCCCCUUCUCUCAGAGACCUUCUUAAACAUGGUGCAGGAUGUCCCCGACUUUUUCAGCAACCCUCCGGAGGAACUUGACCUUGGAGGAGGAUCGAAGUCUCCCCUUACGCUACGUUCUUCCUUACACCUGGUGACCACGGAAGAUGGCCUGUGUGAGCAGAGUUGGAGAUCAAUAGACUACCUUCAAUGCCUCGGAUUUCCAGAACCUAUGACAUACAAGUGCGAGGAUGAGAGGUCAAGUUCUUCCCCCUUUCCCUUUGAACCUGCACCUGAUCGAUCAGGAUACCUUGCCAGCAUCACGCUUGCCUGGUCCUACAUUAUAUCCUGCCGCUGGGUGGAAGCUCUUCAACGUGCUGGCCAAAAAAGCUUCCUCAGACACAAUCGAGGUGAACAAAUUACUACCAAUUUCUGGGAUUUGGUCCUUCAAAGUCGAUGGGAUGCUCGAGUGGAGACUAAGAGAGGGAUUUUCUACUCGCCAUGGAUGUUACGCAAGGAAAACCUUGUGAUACAAAAGAGCCACAACAUGAUUCAGAUUCACCCGAAUCCCUCCAUUGCAUUUGAUAUUCUCAGCAGAUACUGUGCUGUUUCGGGAUUGGAACAGGAGUUUCUCGUGGGAUUUGCCACGAUUCUCAUGCUGACAUCACGCAACGUGCCUCGCCGACGCUCGCUGUGCCGGUCAGCAUUUCUGUAUCUUCCGUGCAGUCAACAAAGCGAGACCGCUUUUUUCGACCCCGAGGUGCCUUGUAAUCUGGUUGGUGCCGUGUCCCUGGGCAUCGCGAAGGCACUGCUUCAGGUUGAUGCAGACUACCGAAGACUUAUCAGGGCCAUAUCAGAGAGAGCCCCUCACCUGUCUCUGUUGUGGUUGGCCGUUGUACGCAACGGCCAGGCCAAGCAUAUACUUGACAUGGCAUUACAAAUGCUGCCUCCCAUAUGUCUCGUUGCAGGAAUUUGGACCAACACGAUCCAGUCAUUCUUGCAGGUCUCGUACAGUCCGGCAGGUACGAUGGAGAACUCGGUCCUGCGCUCGUUCGAAUUCAGCACCUCAUAUUUCUGUCGACCCCAAGCAUCCGCACCCUGGAGCCCCGCUCCCCCUUUCGGAUCAACAAGAAUAAACAAUCUCAGUUUAGAAAUUAAAGAACAUUACGGACAUGAACACAAGCUUCUAUGGUGGAGGACAUGUUGGAACCUCAUCUCAGGCGAGAAAGUCCCGUUCGGCCCGCAGAAAAGGGUUCAACCGAUGCCCGUCCAUUCGUUUCAGGAUGAGCAUCUGCUGGAUCCAACUGAACAACACGAUCAUGACACUCUUGGGCUUCCAUUUCACGAGCGGAAGGUCGCAGACGAGCAAUCGUGGAACGCUACAUCUCGGCUUUUCAAUUGGCACAGGCAAUACGACGAUGGGCUCUGGCUCGAUGAUGGAACAACAGCGGAUGUCGAAGUCAUCCGUAGGCUGCAGCAACACCCAUGGGUCAUCGAUCCGUUUCAUACAAGUGGGCGAAGCGAUCCGCCACAGGAUUGUAUAUUUGCUGAGGGAGACCGGGAAAGAAUUCUGGCAUGGAGCGCCGAAGUUGACCGAUAUCAGGCUUGUGGGCCAGUCUAA